CAAGUCAAACUAAACUUAAACAUUUUUCACUUUUUCACAAUCAGGAACAUACCAUACCAAUACCAAUACCAUAAACCAACAAGAUCACCCCAGCUGUUGAAUUUGGUUGUGUAGACUGUACCCAUUACUAACCAACUACCUCGGCCUUGAUUAGAUCUCUGAAAGUCUGACCCCAAAAACCCAUAAAUUCAUAAUCAUAUUCAUAUCAACAGAGGCAGCACCUGAAACUGAAAAAAUGGCAAGAGCAGGAGGGAUAACAAAUGCAGUGAACGUUGGUAUAGCUGUGCAAGCUGAUUGGGAAAACCGUGAAUUCAUCUCUCACAUUUCUCUCAAUGUUCGCCGCCUCUUCGAUUUCCUAGUCCAAUUCGAGGCUACAACGAAGAGCAAAUUGGCGUCACUGAAUGAGAAGCUCGAUACGCUGGAGCGUCGUCUAGAACUCCUUGAAGUCCAAGUGGGAACAGCAUCAGCCAACCCGUCUCUUUUUGCUACAUGAUAAUGUUAUUGUUGUCCUUCUUGUUGUGAUACGGCUUCUCUGUAAGCACACUCUUCUCUUGUCUGUAUUGUGAAUGUGAACAGAUUUCUUGGCUUGUAAUAUUGUAUGAAACUCUAAUGUAUUAGUAUGUUCUGUUGCUUA
Quercus robur (English oak) is the source of this 634-nucleotide messenger RNA. Its product is annotated as protein BRICK 1. The coding region runs from base 236 to 493 and encodes 85 amino acids. The record is from RefSeq and is a predicted model, not a curated record. Gene Ontology annotation, molecular function: protein-containing complex binding. Gene Ontology annotation, cellular component: SCAR complex. The transcript has 2 exons. NCBI's taxonomy places the organism in Eukaryota, Viridiplantae, Streptophyta, Magnoliopsida, Fagales, Fagaceae. Gene Ontology annotation, biological process: actin filament organization; cell motility; regulation of actin polymerization or depolymerization.